Molecule: messenger RNA, 768 nt
Organism: Emericellopsis cladophorae
Lineage: Eukaryota; Fungi; Ascomycota; Sordariomycetes; Hypocreales; Bionectriaceae
Product: Protein crossbronx-like protein
Exons: 1
Coding region: 1-768 (255 amino acids)
Source: RefSeq, a predicted model, not a curated record
AUGUACUCGACUGAUGUACACGAGGGUGGUACAGCAAGCGCCACGGAUGAUGAGAGGCUACCACCAGGGGGAUUCAGCUUGCGCCACGGCUUCCCACACUGGUUUGGACGUGGCAACCGUAACGGGCCGGCGGAAGAUCAGAAGAGCCAUGACAAGCAGAUGUUGACAACGCCAAAACCGGUUGGGCACGCCACGAUGAUCACGCCCGAGUCAGCAGGGAAGGUAGCGGCCGCCAGCUACACGAAGACGAGUACCAGCCAUGUGUCGGCUUAUGACAUCUUGAAGUACAUCCGUGGUACGUUUGAUGACGAGGAGUUGCUGGACGCUGUGCCGUUGGAGGCAGCUGGCAAUCCUGGCGCAUGGCACGCGUGGCGUACCCAUCGUCGGAAACUGGGUAAGAUCCGUGACGAGCCCGUGAAAGACCAGGAUGGAGCGGAUGGCGCUGCUAGUAACACCAUCGAGGAAGACAUCCCAGCGUCCGCCCCAGAUCAAGACGCAAAGGCAACAUCGCAGAGUACGGCACGCAAACCCGGGGAGUGGAACUGGGAGGGGGUUUGGGAAGAUCGCGUUAGGAAAGGCGUGCAAGCCAGUCUCUCUGAGUCCGUGCUGUACGGAGGGGCUACAGCACUCCCUGAUGAGCUCGUGAGUAGGCCCCCACUCCUCUGUGAAUCACUGCUGAUCAUUCAGAUCAAAUUCUUGCCUCUGGAUGAGAGCGAAGUAGAUUCUGUGAAGGAGAAUAUCCGCCGCACUCUUGGGGCCUCAACCUAA